Messenger RNA from Leptosia nina, 1308 nucleotides. NCBI's taxonomy places the organism in Eukaryota, Metazoa, Arthropoda, Insecta, Lepidoptera, Pieridae. The record is from the annotation of a GenBank genome assembly.
AUGACUGCUCAAGCACGUAAAAGGGGCGAGUUGGAUAAAAGCUGGCGUGAAAUGAUGUUAAGGGUAAAAGAACCUGUGUUUAAGCAAGAUAUUAACGUUAUGUGGCACGUGUUUGAAAGGGUAUACGAUAAAAAGGAUCACUUAAUCAGCUACACAAUGAAAUUAAUGAAUAUAGCAGAUGAUCAAUUCCAAAGAACAGUCGCUAGUUUCUGUGACACAAUCGACACAACGAUAAAUAAAUUCCUCGAUGAAAUGGAAUCUCUUUCCAAAGAGAACGAUAUCAGAACAAAGAAACUUCUAAAAUCCGGCGAAGAGAAUUCGGCUCAAAUCAUGAAAGAUCAUGACGCAGCGGAGACUCAUCUUCAGCUCUUAAUUUACCAUGGUCAUACCACAGCAGACUCCGAAGCGUGGACAACAAGAGGUGAGAAUUUAGUUAAAGAAGAUGAAGACCGUUUGAAAUACGCUAAUGAACGCGAAAAUUUGCGUUCAUUCCUCGAAAAUACUUAUAAUUCCACCUGGGAAGAAUACAAAGCUGUGCUCAAAUCUUACGUAGUGGAAACAGCUGAUAAUCAGAAGAAGUUGCGCAAAUUACGCCAUAAAGAGAAUUUAAUGGCUGAUAUAAUAGCUUCUCAAUCCAAGAAGAUAGCUAACAACGAUAAUGUGCUGAAGCGUCUACGCACCGAGUUAGCUGCUUAUGAAUCGGGUACCAAGCAAGCUGUAUUUCGUGAUCGACGUAACCGCCAUCGUGCAGCUUGCUUUCGCCUGAAAAAAGGCUUAAUCAAUGGCUGUGCUCUGGAUGCGCGACUCUUAGCUGUAUUAGUCAGAGUGUCGGAUGACACUGUAGAAUGGCUUACGUCAUCACAAAAGAAAGGAGAGAAGAUUUUACGUCUAGCAGCGUUAUGCCGUAAAUUUGAAACGCAACGGGAGAAAGUACUUCCCUACGGUACUAUGCUACCUCAUUCUCCCACUGAAGCCAAAACUAGUGGACGACGCGUCCAUUCCGAAGACUCUCUGGUGGUGAAUGCUAUUUCUUCAACGUGUGGACUGACAAGGCUCUGGCAAAAGGUGUCCAGAGCAGAGCUUUCAAAACGAGCGCUACUUCGAGAGAAAAUGCUACUCGAGCAGGAAAACGCUUUGAUUGUGAGAACAAUACAGGAUUUUCAAGAGAAUAGAUUUCAGGUUGAAGCCCAGAAUUGUAUUUGCACAAAAUCUAAAACGAUCUUAGCUCAUCCAGUGGCUGUCGACGGAGUAACGGAAGUAGCAAAAUACGAUAAUUAUGCGCGUCAGUCGAAAGGAAGUUAUAUGUGA